GCAAGUGGCUGUUCGGAGGUAAUUGCCAAUUUGCCAUUAUCCAAAAAAGAGAAGUGGACCCACAAAAUAACUAUAUAACUGCUCUACGGUACUCCUUGAGUCACUACUCACUAGAUGAUCAUCAGACAAAGAGAGCGACUCUGAGUUUUGACUGAGGUGUGAACGAGUGUUUCUCGGAGUUCUUCUUCAUCCGUCGUCGGCAUCUGACUUCAAAAGAAGGAAAAAGGGCAAAGGACACAUGUCGGGAACCCAUCUCUCGCCAUACCCUCCUCUCUUUCGUCACUCAGAUGAUUCUCUUCAACCGACACUGGACUCGGAUCUUCUCCCACAAAUUGAUUUCCAUCUUCUGGAUCUCGACAAACUUACAGAAGUUUGUAGAGAUUGGGGCGUCUUUCGGUUGGUCAACCAUGGAAUCCCCGCCGAUCUCUCAAACCGAUUGCAAGACCAAGCAAAGAAACUUUUCUCUCUCCCCGUCGAAUCCAAACAAGCCCUGUUCAAUAGCCCUCCCAUGGCUUACUUUUGGGGCACCCCUGCCCUUACUCCUAGUGGGGUGGCUAUCACACAAAGCGCCCAAAACCUCUACCAGCUCGAAGGGCUCUUUGUGCUUUUGAAUCAGCUACCGCAACUUCAAGGAGAUGAUCCCACUUUGAGAUCUUUCAGGUUGCUACUAGAGGAAUACGGGCAACACAUGGCCCGACUAGCCAGGAGCAUAUUCAAUGUUGUAAUGAGGAACCUCGGCUUGGACCCUUCAUUGUCCGAAACUUACUUGUCGGAAUCUACAGGAGUAGUACGACUCUACCGCUACACACAUUGCCGGGAUGCAAACCAAAUAUCCGGCAUGGAAGCCCACACCGAUAGCUCCGUCCUUUCCAUAUUGAAUGAGGAUGAGGUGGGAGGUUUAGAAGUGUACAAAGACGACAGAUGGAUCCAAGUUAGACCCAUCACCAACACGCUUAUUGUCAACCUGGGCGACAUGAUGCAGGCUAUGAGCAAUGAUGAAUACAAGAGUGUGAAACAUAGAGUGCUAGUGAAGAAAGGGGAGGACAGGAUGUCGAUCUGCUAUUUUGUGUUCCCAAUGGACGAUGGAGUGAUUCAGAGCACAAAUUACAGGCCGUUUACUUACAAGAUGUUCCGAACCCAGGUUCAGGAAGACAUAAAGGCCACCGGUUCCAAGGUUGGGCUCCAACGAUUCAUGCAUACGGAGCCUCAAAUAAGGAGUUCAGCCCCCACCCCCAACCCUGGGGCCCAACGUUAAAAACUUUAUACUGUUGUUUUUUGUAACAAAGGUUCGGAUAUCGGAUGCAACGGGAAUCGAACCCGGGUCUGUACCGUGGCAGGGUACUAUUCUACCACUAGACCACUGGUGCUUGUUGAAUUUCAAUAUGCAUAGAAUUUUACAAGAAGUUACUUUGCUCUUGGAGAGUGAACCAGCUACUAAGCCAUCAUUCAACUCAGUAGGCCAGGCCCAUAAGACUGACUACCAAUUCUAACGAAUCCAUGGGUAAACCAAUAGCAAUCAAAUUCAAAUUGGCAUAUGGUAUCAACAGAAAAACGAAUGACAAUCAAGAGACCAGAUGAUUGAGACUUGAGACCCGAGACAUCCCAAUCUCCUUCCCAGGUGGGACCGUGGGAGGGAUCGAUUGAAAAGAGAGGAAGAACAUUAGAUCAAAACAUGACUCCCUAUGGUUGUACUUGUACAUUAGCUUCUCCACCAUUUCCAUCUCAACACAAACAACAGAACAAAUACAAGCCGAUACAGCCGAUCAAAAGAUAAUAGAAAGUAAUGAAAUAAUUACUUUUU
Messenger RNA from Nelumbo nucifera (sacred lotus), 1801 nucleotides. RefSeq names its product 2-oxoglutarate (2OG) and Fe(II)-dependent oxygenase superfamily protein. Lineage: Eukaryota; Viridiplantae; Streptophyta; Magnoliopsida; Proteales; Nelumbonaceae. The record is from RefSeq and is a predicted model, not a curated record.